Molecule: messenger RNA, 6401 nt
Organism: Acipenser ruthenus (sterlet)
Lineage: Eukaryota; Metazoa; Chordata; Actinopteri; Acipenseriformes; Acipenseridae
Product: rab11 family-interacting protein 4A-like
Exons: 15
Coding region: 109-2016 (635 amino acids)
Biological process (GO): regulation of cytokinesis; endocytic recycling
Cellular component (GO): midbody; cleavage furrow; endocytic vesicle
Molecular function (GO): calcium ion binding
Source: RefSeq, a predicted model, not a curated record
ACAGCAGCGCAGAGAGCUGUGUGUGCUGCACGUGAUCAUGGCGGCUAUAGCUCGGUUCCUGUCAUUGGGAUCCAGUUAAUAUUGGACACAUUAAACCCGCCGGGCAGGAUGGACGGGAAUGGAUUUCCGGACCAGGAGCAGCUGUUGCAGUUUUUAAAGAAACUCAAAGAGGUCUUCGACGUGUGUGACGAGGACGAUGAUGGCUACAUUCGUGUGGAGCAUUUCAUUGAUCUCGGAUUGCAGUUCGGCCAAGGAGACGAGGUGCAGAAGCUGACCAAGUAUCUGGACCCCAAUGAGCUGGGUCGGAUAAACUUUAAGGAUUUCUGCCAUGGGGUGUUUGCUAUCAAAGGUUGUGAAGAAAUAUUGAAAAAUGCAUUGGGUGCCAGGAGUGCUCCGUGCCGUCCGUAUGAGGCAGAGUAUGAAGAGUAUAACUACCAGCAAGGGGAGGAGGUGCUGGGACGCCCCUACGUGGUGUGUGAUCGAGCGUACGGAGAGUGCGAGAUCUUCCCCCCUGAUGAGGACGGCAUGACACUGCUCCAGCGAGACGGCCACCGCGAGUCGGACAUGGACAGCGCCAUCGGGAGCACACACAGCUCCGAGGCUUCCGACCUGUGCAGGGGAGAGGACAAGGAGGAGGGGCUGGGGGGGCUCUUCCUUCCCACAGACAAGUCUAUCCCACACAACCCCUCGGCUGCGUCGGACCUGUCCACGCGCUCCACCGCCUCGCUCAUCAGCAACGAGGAGCAGUUCGAGGACUACGGGGAGGGGGAGGAUGUGGACUACACUCCCAGCAGCCCCUGCCCUGACGACGAAACCAGAACCAAUGGCUUCUCUGACCUUGGCUCCUCCGUCUCCUCCAGCGCUGGUCAAACCCCCAGGAAGAUGAGGCAUGCCUACAACAAUGACAUGCUGGAUGUGUACUGCUCCCAGUGCUGCAAGAAAAUCAACCUUCUCAACGACCUGGAGGCCAGGCUGAAGAACUUGAAAGCCAACAGUCCCAACAGGAAAAUAACAAGCACCGCCUUUGGACGGCAACUGUUUCACAACAGCAACUUCAGCAGCAGCAAUGGCAGCACAGAGGAUCUGUUCAGAGACAGCAUUGAUUCCUGUGAGAACGACAUCACCGAGAAGGUGAGCUCUCUGGAGAAGAAGGUGACGGAGCUGGAGAAUGAGAGCUCGCUGAAUGGGGACCUGAAGGGCAAGCUGAAGCAGGAGAACACACAACUGGUGCACAGGGUUCAUGAGCUGGAGGAGCAGAUAAAGGAUCAAGAGGCACGAGCAGAGCAGGUGCUGGAGGAGGAGAUCAAGAGGCACAGAGAGGCCUACGUGAAGAUGGAGAGGGAGAAGAGCACAGAGAUAGAGCUGCUCAACAACAGGGUACAACAACUGGAAGAUGAAAACGGGGAAAUGGGCAGCAGUGUAAACAGAUUAAAAUCACAAACAGAGAAACUGGAUGAGGAAAGGCAGCGGAUGACAUACAAGCUGGAGGACACCAGCCUGCGGCUGAAGGACGAGAUGGAUUUGUACAAGAAGAUGAUGGACAAGCUGAGACAGAACCGACAUGAGUUCCAGAAGGAGAGAGAGGCCACGCAGGAGCUCAUUGAGGACCUGCGGAAGGAGCUGGAGCACCUGCAGCUGUUCAAGCUGGAGACGGAGCGACCCAGCCGGGGCAGGAGCUCCUCCUCCAGCCUGUCCGAAUUCAAUGCCAAGACCCGCGAGAUGGAGCUGGAGCACGAGAUCAAGCGCCUCAAACAGGAGAACCAGAAACUCCGAGAGCAGAACGAUGAUCUGAAUGGACAGAUCCUGAGCCUCAGUCUCUACGAAGCCAAGAACCUCUUUGCAACCCACACAAAAGCCCAGUCUCUGGCCGCUGAGAUCGACAAUGCGUCGAGAGACGAGCUCAUGGAAGCCCUGAAGGAACAGGAGGAGAUAAACUUCCGUCUGAGGCAAUACAUGGACAAGAUCAUUCUCGCCAUCCUGGAUCACAAUCCAUCCAUACUGGAAAUCAAGGACUAGGAAUGUGUCUAUAAGGGACUGAGAGAGAGAGAGAGAGAGAGAGAGAGAGAGAGAGAGCUACACAAAGCAACAACGAACAAACAGCCUCCAAACAACACCACCUGCAGCUGCUCCACCCGCUGUUACUGCUUAGAAAGUAAUUUUGUGUUUACAAGGAUUUUUUGGUACCUGCUGUAGUAAUCUGUGAAUCACGAAGAUGUGUAUAGGCUUUCGUGCACUUUUUUUCCCGUUUUUUGUGAAGAAGAAAAAAAGUCAAGGCUGUUGUCUUUAAAGAAGCUUUUAGAGAUAGUCGUUAUAACUGGAAAAUACUAUUACAAUAACUGGAUUAAAAAAAUGACUACCUCUGGGCAUGAAGGUACAGUGUUAGAUGAAGCCAGCGCUAAGCCAGUAACUCAGCAUUAUGUCAGUGUUUUAGUGCUUCCCCAGUAACAGUCCGUGGUGCUUCGUACAGCCAGGUUCUAGAUGUAGCUGCUAGAUCUUGAACUGUUUUACUGGGAGUGCUGCAAGCAGGUAUCUUGCUCUGGAUGUUAAGAAGGGGGGCUGCUGUUAAAGCUGUGCGGUCGACACACAGUUGCAUCAGAGACUAAUUGAAGGGUUUUGGGAAACAGCAUGGCUAAGGACUGGGACUCUAGGAGUAGAGCUAGCGACUGUUACAGUGUAUACCGUGCAGCACUUUCAAUCUUGUGUGAAUGUUGAACCCCACAGUAAAAUAGAUUCCUUUCCCAGGCUUGGCUACCCUCACAGCUCACAAGAACUCACAGUUAAGAUAGUUUUCUAGAUAGCAGUGAGCAAUCAGAGAGGGCUGGGGAGCUUUGUGACUCGGUGAAGUGAGUGGUGCUGAGGUGUCGCCCUUCACGGCGGAGACCGGAGACGCUCAGAGAGGUCGGACUGGUUCUUCGUUGUGAUCCAGUGGCCAGGGAUAUACCACACUGUAGCAGUGCUGCACUGCACUGCACACGCUCAACACUGCAUUCACAUAUUAGAUAUAACAGGGCUGCGAAUCGAUUUGAAUAUUUAGCACCAGCUAAAUGAUCAAGCACCCCCCCCAGCUCUUCAUUGAGUUUUUAGUGGUUUGUGUUACAGUAAUAUGCAGGGUGGUUCGUAAGCAAUGGGCCACUGUCAGAAUGACAGGACAAUAUCUGUAAUAAGAAGUGGAGGUGGUUCAGUUUUGCUAGCUUGGUUUGAAUCACACUCACAGUGCCCGAGCAUGGCAUGGGACUUACAGGGAGCUGUGUGUUGGCUUUGGGGUCUAAAACCAGAAGGCCUGGAGUUAGGAGAGGUCAAGGGGAGGCCAGAGCUCUGCGGUCACGUUGUUCAAGCGUGUUUCUGCAGCAGCUGUGGAAGCAUGGCCGGGAGACUCACUAUAAGCAGCUGGGGACCUAAAAAUAGACAGCGUAGACAUGCUGCUGGAUAUAUGGAAUAUCUACAAGCACAGGAAUGUUCUAUUGAUUUAGCAGUCAAUAUGAAUGUAAUAAUAAUGAAAAUAUCUCAAAGAAUAUAUAUACAUACAUGCAUACAUACAUACUGUACGCUCUCUGUUAAAACUAGAACCCAAUGAUGGUUACAGGAAAAUAGUGAUCAUUUAUUUUGAAAGAAAGAAGUUAUAGGAAACAUUAUUUUAAAAAAUAUAUAUAUACACAUCUUUAUUUUUUCAUACAGAUCUUAUUCAUCUAUUCUAUGGUAAAUCUUGAUUUGAAACAUUUUGCCCCAGUAAGCACAAGGGUGCUGAAAUGCUGGUGUAGAAUAUUAUCAUGACAACAUGUUUCUGUGGCCUGGGGAUCAGAAUCCUCUAUCAUAUCAAGAACCCCCUCCAGUAAUAACCAUUAUUUCAUGGUACACAUCUGCAAUGUGUUGCCUACAUGCACUGGACAGUCAAUUAACAACAUUAACAAAAGGACUCAAGAGGGCGCUGGGAAUGAAGGAACCACAAUGGAAAAGCACGCUCUACUUUAGGAACUUUGAAUAAUUGUGCAAGUCAACAGAAUUUAGGCUUCUUUUCUGCAAACUAAAACGUAGACCUUGCCUCUAUACUCAGAGUAAGCAAAUAAUAUAUACAGUACACAAAGACAUGCUCAUCAAUCACUGUAGGACAAGCUGCAGCACACAGGCCUUCGAGGACAGGAGCAGAGCGAGGAAUCGCCAUAAAGAAAAAAGUAAGAAGCAGGUAUGUUUUGGUCCUCAGCUGGUGUGAACUUUGCACAAUAAACACAUAUGUAAAUGUAAAUGCCAUGAAUGUAUCAAUUCAUACUUAAUUGUGAUUGUUUCAUUUCUUAUAGACAGUUACAAAAAUUUACUGAGAUGCUACAGAAGCAGUCAAUGUUGCAAAUGCAGUAUUUAAAAGAGUCGUAUGUAGAGAAAAUGUAAAUGCUGUAAACUAUAUUGUGACCAUUUAGAUUUGCUUUGUUGCACAAUCCGUCAUUCUGUUUUUGCAUGUUGUUAUUUUCUGGUAUUUGUGCCUUUACUCAAGAAGUGUCACGACUGUACCUUCUAUUAUUAUUAUUAUUAUUAUUAUUAUUAUUAUUAUUAUUAUUAUUGUUUUUUUUUUUGGCCGGCUUCUGUGGAAGGCUUUGAUACUUGUAUGUUCUAAUCUAUGUCUGAACAUUUUCUCGUAAAUUGUAAAUUGUAUAUAGAUAUAUAUAUAUAAAAAAUAGCUCCUAUUUGUAUUUGUGUGCCACACAUCGAUGUGUAAAACUCUUUUUUUUGGGGGGAAAUGGAAUGAUGUCAUACAUAGAGUGGGGUGCGCCGUGAAAAAUCUGCAGCACUCAUUUUUAUUUUGAGCAAGAAACAACUUAUUGUCUGAGAGUUGAAAAAAAAAAAAAAAAAGUUUUGUAAAAAAAAAAACACAAAAAAAAAUCUAAGAAUUAUGUGGUUCACAAAAAAAGUAUUUAACCUUCUGUCUAAUGCGCUGGGUCGUUUACUAUGGGAACAGAGUGGGACCUUUGCUGCUGUCUGUUUUGUGGUUUAAGAAUAUUUAUUUUGCACUGGUCACCGAUUCUCCCGACCUCUGAUUGUUUUGGGGGCUGAUAAAGGGACGUUUCUAUUGCUUUUAACAACCCAUUCUAAUUUGUAUGAGGCAAUACUGCUUUUCUCAACUCCCAUACAAAGGCACUGACAGCACAAUCACUAACCCAGAAACACCAGGGCGACCGAGAGGCAGGUCCCUCCAUCUAGCAGGCUGGUAAUCCGAGGUGUGCUUGUUAGAUCGUACCUGUUUUAAAUACAGUGAAGUCUUACACACUGUUAAAUAGAUCAGCUGUGCUAGGCCUUACACUUUCCUUAGUCAAUUACUGUCUAAUUUGAAUGCUAGAUCAUGAAAACAUUAGAUCUUGACCCAGAUAUGUUUUUUUUUUUUUUAUAUAUAUAUAUAUAUGGGAAAUGCAAACAAGAAGCCUAGAAAAACAGUAAAUCAAUAAGAGGCUAAUUAUUAACCACAUGAUAAAACCAUCUUGGGGUUUAGAUUGGGGAAUCUGACCUUUUAUUGGACAGCCUUAUUCUGGCAUGUGGUCUGGAAAAUAAACGUGGCUUAGAUUCUAAUCUUUUAUAUCUCAUUUUGUUAAAUAUAAACCAGUAAUGUGGGCUUGCCGUCUAUCAUAUCUUAACAACUUUUUACCGCCAUGAUAUUCUUGUGUUCACAUUUCCAGACUAAGACAGCUCCCCCGUCCUCAGUGUUGAGCCGAUAGUAAAAUAGCUGUGGAAUACACAAGUGAAGUAGGGAAGGAUAAGGUUAAACUAUACUCUGGAGCUCCUUUUCUAUGAGAAAAUGCAGACCUUGGAUGGCAACAAAUGAAUAAAAGACAGGAUCCAUCUGCAUAUAUUACAAAGGUACACGCUAGGCAAGCUUAUCCAAGAUACAAUACCCAGUCUGCUUUUCUCAUUAAACGCACAUUAUGUCAGACACCCUCACGCACACAUUUAACGUCUGAAGGUUUCUAGACAGGUUGCCUAGUUUUGGAUCACAUGGCUGAGAAUUAAUAUUUCUUCUGAUGUGAUUUUUUAAAAGAAUGCAUUUCUGUUUUUAUUUUGUCUUUCUCCCGCUGAUGAAUACAGAAAGCAAAAAGACACACACAAAGCUUUAGCAAAAGCGUGCAGCUCAGGCAAACUGAUGUGAACUCUAGAUGAGCGAAUGUAAAAGCAAAAUUGCCUCUACAAAUGUUUCCAUCACUCUUGCUUGUAACCUUAUCCCCGGCGCCAUGCAGAAGCAUUGAUUUACUGUUGUGCUGUACCACCCAGUCACAUGUAAAGCAUUCUUUCUUCGUCUGUGAGGUUUUGUAUGAACACAGGCCCUGGACGCUAAUUUGACUCCUUACAUCUAGUGAUGCUGUAUUACCAUACGCUGUAAAUAUAGUGAUUUGCUUUUCAGCAUGAUUAAAGGAAAAUAUAUUGCA